AUGCCAUCUGUCAACAGCCUCAGAAAUCGCUUCGAGAACAUAGCACAGCAGCAAGAAGUACCCUCGCCCGAGAAGCAACGCGUUCGGGUCACGGCAUACAACAUGCCUCUUCGCCAAAGCACCCUCGCCUUUGGUGCACAGGCACAGAAGAGAUCAAGCAUGAUGCCUCGUACGUCUAUGCAGGCUCCUACCCCGGACGCCUCGGAGUCAGAAGGCGAUACAAUCGUCGUUAAUGUCUCUACCGAACAACGAACACACAUGCCACUACCUACACCCUCGGAAAGCGCGACAGACGCGUCGAGUCAAGGCUGUAGCACACCUAAGAUGCAAAGCCCUGUUCGCAGCCGUUCGAAACGCGUAUCGAGCGCGCGAAGGAGUGCUAGCAAGAAGAAUACCGUCGUCGCUCCCACAAGGGACGCAAGUAGCGAGAAGCAGCGGAACAUCAGUGGAGAGACUCUCGUGCCCGAAGAGGUCAAUGUGAGCACGACCUCCCUGCUGAAACAUGGUAUCAGCACGUUAGACAUGGACUGGGACAUGGGCGUACAUUUCGAGGACCAGAAGGACGACAAGGAGGACGAAGUUCCUUCCGAGACUAGCUCCACAGUCACGGUAGCAGCAGCUGAGCCAGAAGUCGAACCGAAAGAGGACAGACAGCAACAGGAAGCCAGACACGCUAAGCAGGAAGAGAAGCAGAGGAAAUGGGAGCAAAGGCGGAAGACCGCAGACAUGAAUGCCACCAGACGAUCCUCGAGGGCUUCCCUACUUAUGACUAAAGCUACAGAGGUCAUGUCUGCUGUCACCUCGACUGUCCUAGGCAAACGUGGCAGAGAUGUUGCGUCACAGAAACACAAGCAGGACGAUUUGAGUGUGCUAGACGAGCAUGAGCCUGAAUCGAAGAAAGUGCGCAAAGGUGGUUCGACCUCUACCCGUGCACAAGAUGUUGACGACGUGUCUCUCUCAACUACAAACCGUGACAUGCGCUCACGUACAGCCAAGGACAAGAAGUGGCUCACCUCCGGCCUGUACGCUGGACAAACUCGCAACAUUACUUCUGAGCCUAAGAAUAAACGCAAAUCCGUCUCUACUACUCCCCAGACCACAACUAACCUGUCCGAUAAGGACAACUACGUGCUGCCACUACCCAUGUUUGCAGGCGAGCGCCUUCUUGAUCUCGGCCGCGAUUUCAAACUCCCUUUUGACGUCUUCUCGCCUCUGCCAGCCGGCCAUCCACAGCCAGAAGCCUACCGCAAGAUUAACCACAAUGUCUUCAUUGGCAAUGCAGCGGAUCAGUGGCGCCACAAUGUCUUCUCGGAGCACUCGACUUGUAUGUGCUCUGCUGAUACAAGAUGCGACAACAACUGCAUGAACCGUUUCAUGUACUACGAGUGUGACAAUCGAAAUUGCAAUUUGACAGCCGAGCAAUGCGGCAACAGGGCGUUCGAGGGACUAAAAGCUCGUGUCAAGAAAGGCGGCAAAUACAAUGUUGGCGUCGAGGUGGUACGAACAAGUGAUGGACGUGGCUAUGGUGUUAGAGCCAACAGGUGUUUUGAGCCUGGACAGAUCAUCGUCGAGUACACAGGGGAGAUCGUCACCCAAGAAGAGUGUGAGAAUCGUAUGAGGACUGUAUACAAGGAGAACGAGUGCUACUACCUCAUGGCCUUUGAUCAAAACAUGAUCAUCGACGCCACCCGCGGCUCCCUCGCCCGCUUCGUCAACCACUCCUGCGCCCCCAACUGCCGCAUGGAAAAAUGGACCGUCUCCGGCAAACCACGCAUGGCCCUCUUCGCUGGUGAUCGCGGCAUCAUGACCGGCGAAGAACUUACCUACGACUACAACUUCGACCCCUACAGCCAGAAAAACGUCCAAGUCUGCAGAUGUGGUAGCGAGAACUGCCGUGGCGUCCUGGGCCCGAAACCCAAAGACGCCAUGCUGAAAGAACUACAAAAGGAGAAAGAGAGUAAACUCGCUGGUGCAAAGAGGAAACUAGGCGAGUUUCUAGAAGAAACUACCGGCCUCCUCAGCAACAAAGACAAAAAGCGGAAACUUGACGAGAAGCAGAAACCGAAAUUACCCAAGGGAUGGGCAUACGUCGAGCCCGAGCCAAAAGUGAACAAAACCAAGACAAAACCUCCAGUAGUUGAGAUCGUCGAGACUGAAAUCCAACAAGAAGAAAAAGAAUUUGGCAACAUGAGCGACGAUGGCGCAUUGACUCGUCGACCGAGUAAACUCAAACGAAUGCUAAGUCAGAGAUCCAGUGGUAGUAAAAGUUUGAAGAAGAGCAUCACUACCUCAACCCCUUCCUCGAUCUCUGCACUGAAGAAACAAAGGCGAGAAAGUCAAAGAGUUGUCAGUGCGAGUAGCCAGAUGGCUUUGAUUUCGCACGACGAAAAUCAGGACAGUAACGACGAAGAGGAGGGAGAUCGCACGGCCACAGACGACGACAAGAACAACAACAGUACCCGCGCGGUCGCCGUGGCGAAUCUGAAAGCGAGAGCUGGGUCGUUGAAGAGGAGUGUUGGACGCUCGUUGAGGGGUGGGAGAUGA
This is a messenger RNA of Lithohypha guttulata, 2544 nucleotides long. RefSeq lists its product as uncharacterized. The transcript has 2 exons. Gene Ontology annotation, molecular function: histone methyltransferase activity; protein binding. Gene Ontology annotation, cellular component: nucleus. The record is from RefSeq and is a predicted model, not a curated record. Lineage: Eukaryota; Fungi; Ascomycota; Eurotiomycetes; Chaetothyriales; Trichomeriaceae. Bases 1 to 2544 code for a protein of 847 amino acids.